AUGUUCACUCAUCACCCUGAUCUUCGUCGCUAUUUUAAGGGAGCCGAAUCAUUUACGGCCGAAGACGUUCAAAAAAGCGAGAGGUUUGAGAAACAAGGUCAAAGAAUAUUGCUCGCUGUUUAUCUACUCGCCAACACUUUUGAUGAUGAAGAAACAUUCCGCGCGUAUGCACGUGAAACUGUGAACAGACACCGCGUCUAUAAGAUGGAUCCGGCACUGUGGGGGGCCUUCUUCACAGUGUUUGUGAACUUUCUGGAUUCUCGUGCUGCUUUAACCGACGAACAGAAAGCCGCAUGGAAGGAGCUCGCCAAAGUGUUCGACGAAGAAUGUCAGAGCCAUUUGAAAGACCUCGGCCUACCUCAUGUUUAA
Angiostrongylus costaricensis is the source of this 369-nucleotide messenger RNA. NCBI's taxonomy places the organism in Eukaryota, Metazoa, Nematoda, Chromadorea, Rhabditida, Metastrongylidae. The record is from the annotation of a GenBank genome assembly.